Molecule: messenger RNA, 2085 nt
Organism: Heteronotia binoei (common prickly gecko)
Lineage: Eukaryota; Metazoa; Chordata; Lepidosauria; Squamata; Gekkonidae
Gene: FZD2
Product: frizzled class receptor 2
Exons: 1
Coding region: 1-1668 (555 amino acids)
Biological process (GO): canonical Wnt signaling pathway; non-canonical Wnt signaling pathway
Cellular component (GO): plasma membrane
Molecular function (GO): Wnt receptor activity; Wnt-protein binding
Source: RefSeq, a predicted model, not a curated record
AUGCGCUGGGCGCGGGGCUGGCUGCUGGCGGCGGCGGCGCUGGCGGGGGCGUGGGGGGAGAAGGGGCUGCCGGUGCCGGAGCACGGCUUCUGCCAGCCCAUCUCGAUCCCGCUGUGCACCGACAUCGCCUACAACCAGACGAUCCUGCCCAACCUGCUGGGCCACACGAGCCAGGAGGACGCGGGCCUGGAGGUGCACCAGUUCUACCCGCUGGUGAAGGUGCAGUGCUCGGCCGAGCUCAAGUUCUUCCUGUGCUCCAUGUACGCGCCCGUGUGCACCGUGCUCGAGCAGGCCAUCCCGCCGUGCCGCUCCAUCUGCCAGCGGGCGCGCCACGGCUGCGAGGCGCUCAUGAACAAGUUCGGCUUCCAGUGGCCCGAGCGGCUGCGCUGCGAGCACUUCCCGCGCCACGGCGCCGAGCAGCUGUGCGUGGGCCAGAACCACUCCGAGGAGGCCGCCUCGCCCGCCCUGCUGCCCCCCGCCGCCGCCACCCCCCCGCCCCCCGCCGCCGCCGGGAGCCCCCCGCCCCCGCCGGGGGCCCCCCGCCACGCGCCCCCCGAGCGCCCCUUCCACUGCCCGCGCGCCCUCCGCGUGCCCGCCUACCUCAACUACCGGUUCCUGGGCGAGGCCGACUGCGCGGCCCCCUGCGAGCCGGCGCGCCCCGAGGGCCACCUCUUCUUCGACGCGCGCGAGCUGCGCUUCGCCCGCCUCUGGGUGCUGGUGUGGUCCGUGCUCUGCUGCGCCUCCACCGCCUUCACCGUGGCCACCUACCUGGUGGACAUGCAGCGCUUCCGCUACCCCGAGCGCCCCAUCGUCUUCCUCUCGGGCUGCUACACCAUGGUGGCCGUGGCCUACAUCGCCGGCUUCGUGCUCGGGGAGCGCGUGGCCUGCAACGAGCGCUUCGCCGACGACGGCUUCCGCACCGUCGUGCAGGGCACCAAGAAGGAGGGCUGCACCAUCCUCUUCAUGAUGCUCUACUUCUUCAGCAUGGCCAGCUCCAUCUGGUGGGUGGUCCUCUCGCUCACCUGGUUCCUGGCCGCCGGCAUGAAGUGGGGCCACGAGGCCAUCGAGGCCCACUCGCAGUACUUCCACCUGGCCGCCUGGGCAGUGCCGGCGGUCAAGACCAUCACCAUCCUGGCCUUGGGCCAGAUCGACGGCGACCUGCUCAGCGGCGUCUGCUUCGUGGGCCUCAACAGCCUGGACCCGCUGCGGGGCUUCGUGCUGGCGCCCCUCUUCGUCUACCUCUUCAUCGGCACCUCCUUCCUGCUGGCCGGCUUCGUCUCCCUCUUCCGCAUCCGCACCAUCAUGAAGCACGGCGGCACCAAGACCGAGAAGCUGGAGCGCCUGAUGGUGCGCAUCGGGGUCUUCAGCGUCCUCUACACCGUGCCCGCCACCAUCGUCAUCGCCUGCUACUUCUACGAGCAGGCCUUCCGCCCCCACUGGGAGCGCAGCUGGGUCAGCCAGCACUGCAAGACCUUGGCCAUCCCCUGCCCCCUCCACUACACCCCCCGCAUGAGCCCCGACUUCACCGUCUACAUGAUCAAGUACCUCAUGACACUCAUCGUGGGCAUCACCUCCGGCUUCUGGAUCUGGUCGGGCAAGACCCUCCACUCCUGGAGGAAGUUCUACACCCGCCUCACCAACAGCAAGCAUGGCGAGACCACCGUGUGAAGAGGGACGAGGGGGCGGGGGUGGCCAAGGCAGGGGGAAGCGCCCCUCCGGCCCCCCCGACUCCUCCCGGCGGGAGCUCUGGCAAGCAGCAAGGGAGUUGUUCUCUGGGGUGCCAGCCGCUCUCUGCCGCUGCGCCUUUCCCUUUUGUCUGACAAUCAGAGGCACACGCUCCAAGCAAGCGCUGGAGAAACGAACCCAAGUAUUUAAAACUCUCUUUAAUUCGAACGAAAACUGAUUUUUUUUUUUUGCUCUAGGAUUUUUUUAAUUAACUGUUAAAGGGUGACUUUUUGUAAUUAAAAUUGUAAAUAGUAUUUGUAAAUUUUAAUUAUAUAUUUCUAUUUAAGAGAGAGAGAGAGAACACCGGCAAUGAUCCUGAAACUUAUGGAGACAGUCAGAAAAAGGGAAGUGUUUCCCCCC